GAUGAGAGUGAAGAUUAUGUGGCUCACAUGUGGCGUCGUGUUGCUUUAAGUUCUAAAGUUACAGCUGAACAGCUCUCAUCUUAUCAGAAUGCAAUAGAAGCACUAACGGUAAAGUGUAGAAUCUAUCUGGUUAAAGAUAGAUUACCUUCUAGAGUUCUCUCAGUGGUUAGUGUAGAAUCUAACUGGUUAAAGAUAGAUUACCUACUAGAGUUCUCUCAGUGGUUGUAUGUUAAUAUGAUGUUUGUAGUACAAUGUAUAAUAUAUAUUUCAGAGUGUAGAAUCUAUCUGGUUAAAGAUAGAUUACCUUCUAGAGUUCUCUCAGUGGUUAGUGUAGAAUCUAACUGGUUAAAGAUAGAUUACCUACUAGAGUUCUCUCAGUGGUUGUAUGUUAAUAUGAUGUUUGUAGUACAAUGUAUAAUAUAUAUUUCAGAGUGUAGAAUCUAUCUGGUUAAAGAUAGAUUACCUUCUAGAGUUCUCUCAGUGGUUAGUGUAGAAUCUAACUGGUUAAAGAUAGAUUACCUACUAGAGUUCUCUCAGUGGUUGUAUGUUAAUAUGAUGUUUGUAGAUGAGAGUGAAGAUUAUGUGGCUCACAUGUGGCGUCGUGUUGCUUUAAGUUCUAAAGUUACAGCUGAACAGCUCUCAUCUUAUCAGAAUGCAAUAGAAGCACUAACGGUAAAGUGUAGAAUCUAUCUGGUUAAAGAUAGAUUACCUUCUAGAGUUCUCUCAGUGGUUAGUGUAGAAUCUAACUGGUUAAAGAUAGAUUACCUACUAGAGUUCUCUCAGUGGUUGUAUGUUAAUAUGAUGUUUGUAAGUGUAGAAUCUAACUGGUUAAAGAUAGAUUACCUACUAGAGUUCUCUCAGUGGUUGUAUAUUAAUCAGUUUCCUAUAGAAGAUAGUAUAGAUCAAUUGUUAACAUCACAUUAUUUAGAAGAACUGACUGAAGAGUUACGUGCCCUUGGUUAUAAUCAUCUCUCUCUACCAGUCUUAGCGUUUCAAGAUCUAAUGGCUCGUGGUAUUUUUAACAAUAAAGCCAUGUCAAACCUCUAUCAUAUUAAGUCUCUGGAGGUGUGUUAUGAACUAGAUAUUAAAACAGGGUGUCUAUUCCAUGAGAAGGCAGUAGGUAAUAUGGAGAUCAGUGAAGAGGAACAGGCGAGGUCACGAGAUGAGAUAGCUAUAUGGAAAGAAAAACAAGUCCAAGUGGCAAGAGAAGAAUUACGUGUCAAAGAAUCACUAGUUCGUCUAGCUACGGAGGGAAAGAUAGAGAAACGAUCUUUAACAUCUAAAACCAUGAACUCUCCUAAUAAGGAAGAGAAACUGGAAACAGUUCAACAUCUUGAAGAUAACAAGAAAGAGAAAAAGAAAGGAAGAAUGUCGGCUAAAAAACCGAAAACACCGGAACUGGAGAAGCCAGUGAUAGAAACAGUGGAUAUAAAAUCAGAGAAGGCUGAAUCUGAGAAAGAAAUUAAAGCUGAAGAUUACGUACCCGUGGUAAAACAAGCUGAUAUAGGCCACACUUUGUUUUUUGUUUUAGAUAUUUGUGUUGGACCUGUGUUUUUAUGUAUUUUAGGUGUAUUACCGAGAGAUAUGAAUCUAACUAUAGAAGAUUUAACAGAUAUACAACAACUAGAUUAUUUAUUCCGAGCUCACGUUAUUCUAGCUCAGAUUCACGGUCGUGGUUCACCAUGUUAUAAAGAUACCUUACUCACAGCUUAUAGUUAUUUACAACGUAUCUGGCAGUUAGUAGAAGAUUAUAUACGAGAAACUCCAAAAUAUACUCACAUGGAAAAAGAUUGGGUAGAAAUUAAACAAUCAGUUGGUGAAGAAGCAAUGUUAUUAUUAAUAAACAGUCAUAGUUUAGCAGGAAAUAUUAUUCCUCUUCGAACACAGAGUUUGUUAUCAAUUGGUAAAUGUUUACAUCUGUUAGGACAGUCACUUCACCCUAAUCCUCCAUCACAGUGGCUUAAUAAACAUAUG
Molecule: messenger RNA, 1974 nt
Organism: Lottia gigantea (owl limpet)
Lineage: Eukaryota; Metazoa; Mollusca; Gastropoda; Lottiidae
Exons: 18
Biological process (GO): cilium movement involved in cell motility; axoneme assembly
Source: RefSeq, a predicted model, not a curated record